CAGUGGAGGGCUAACCUGGUUUGCGGAGCGGUCGGGUGUAUUCUCCGCUCGCCCCCACGCCCUCGAGGCCCCCGCCGCCUAACCCAACGGCGGAGCCAGCCAGUGGCUCCCGCGGCGCCCUCCCGCACCGGAUCGCUCCUCGCUGGGGCGGGACCUGGCCCGACGGCUCCGGUCACUAUGAGUGAACCAUCUUUCAACCUAAUAUCAGAAAAAUGUGACAUUCUUUCAAUUCUUCGGGAUCAUCCUGAAAACAGGAUUUACCAGAGGAAAAUCCAGGAACUCAGCAAACGAUUCACCGCGAUCCGCAAGACCAAGGGGGAUGGGAACUGCUUCUACCGGGCCUUGGGCUACUCCUAUCUGGAAUCUUUGCUGGGGAAGAGCAGGGAGAUCCUCAAGUUCAAAGAGCGUGUACUGCAGACCCCAAAUGACCUUCUGGCUGCUGGCUUCGAGGAGCACAAGUUCCAGAACUUCUUUAAUGCUUUUUACAGCGUGAUAGAGCUCGUGGAGAAGGACAGCUCCGUGUCCAGCCUGUUGAAGGUGUUCAAUGACCAGAGCUCCUCGGACCGAAUCGUGCAGUUCCUGCGCCUGCUCACCUCAGCCUUCAUCAGGAACCGUGCAGACUUCUUCCGACAUUUCAUCGAUGAGGAAAUGGACAUCAAAGACUUCUGCACUCAUGAAGUGGAGCCCAUGGCCAUGGAGUGUGACCACAUCCAGAUCACGGCCCUGUCCCAGGCACUGAACAUUGCCCUGCAGGUGGAGUAUGUGGAUGAAAUGGACACGGCCCUGAACCACCACGUGUUCCCCGAGGCUGCCAUCCCUUCCGUUUACCUGCUCUAUAAAACAUCCCACUACAACAUCCUUUAUGCAGCUGAUAAACGUUGAUUAAUUUUAGGCCAUGCAGUGGAGCCUGUCACCUAACGGGACUGUAUUCUGAAUGGAACGUUACGGCUUUGCAAUUUUUUAAGCAAUUUAGACUAUAGUUAGAAAAUGUGCAGCCUUUUGGGCAAAGUCACUGAGAAUAAGGCCUACUCACUAUGGACUGUUGGUAACUUGGUGAUAUUUUUAAUAUUUAUCUUCAUGGAGGAUCAAAUGUUUUCUAACUCUGGGCUAGGAACCUAGAUCCCCUGACUCUACCCCAGUUCCGAGACCUUGCAUAGGUCACCUCCUCUCUCUGGGCCCAAUUCUUCAUCUGGAGGAGGUUCCUUGCCUGUGUUGACAUCCUAUUGUAUAAAAAUGGGGUCCUCUGGUUUCUUUUCACCAGGGGUAGUGCCUCUCUGUAGGGGAGGAAAAGCUCCAGAUCAGCUGUCUUAAAUGACUUACCGGUUCUAUAAAAAAUCAAGUCCAAUCAGCUGCUGGACUGGACUUCAGUACACAGUGAAUUGAGGCCAACUUGAAUGAGAGGGCUUCAGUGUACUUCCAAACAUUCAUGAUAGAGGGUUUUCUUACCCCUAACUUGGAAAAAGAGACUUUUAUGCCAAAGUCUAGAAAGGGGCCUGUAGCCGUCCACAUGAAGCUCAAGUUGUUGGGUCCCUCUACCUCCCUCAGGGCCAGGACUGCCUGCCUUCUGGUGGGCAGCCCAGCAGGGUUCUGCCACCAGCCCCACCUGGACAGACACUGAGAAAGACUAGGAUCUGGGGCCAAGAAGAUGUCUCAUCAUCCCCAACACAUCCUGGAAGUAGAAUCUUCUCAGCCAGGUGGAAACAUCAAGCAGCACAUGCCGCCACAGAGUCCGGCUGAGCAGAGCAGACAAGUUUUUGGAGGCUGUCUUUGGCUUCUUUCCCCUCUUCUGUUUGGCUUACGGCCUGGCUGGAGGUCAGGUGCGAAAGAAGAGCGGUGCGCUGAGGAGACUGGCAGUGGGGGAGCUCGCCCCUGUGGAAACUACGUGGGAGCCAGAGGCCUGGCUCUUGCCCAUCUCCUCGCUCACCCACCUGGACACGCCCGUUCAUAACCUCCUCGCCUUGCUGCCUCAGGAUCUUGGGGAGCCCUGGCUGGGUGCGAGCUCAAGCUCUCUUCCUCUGGGAAGAAAUGGAGAAUGCAGGGGUGUGGAAGUGCCUUCCUUAAUUGAAGGCCUCACAGGUUCCAUUCUGCAGGGAUUUAUUAGAAUCUCUUGGUGCUGCAGUGCCAGACUGUGGUGUCUGCCGACAGCCAGUACAUGCACCAGGAGGACCGGCUAACAGACUGUUCCCAGUUCUUGUAUACAAAUGUCAGAUUUGUAUCAGUCUUCUGCCUUUGUGAAAACUGAUGUCAGGGUGCUUAUAAUCCCAGGCAGGUAUCCGGUUCCCAUACUGCCCUUGGCUGGAAUUUGGACGCAAGGUCUCAAUCUAAGUGAUUGUCACUUUUUCACAGGAAUGUAAACCUGACCCUGAUCUCUGAAUUGGUUCAGUGGUCCCACUUUGUUCUGGGUAAGAGUGCUGUGACAAGUACACUGUAAGAGUGGGGUAACAUGUCACAUGAUUUAUAAAUAUCAUAAUCCCUGUUUCUAAACUGAAGGACAUUGGGGUGAAUCUUAGCUGCUCUGAGCAGUUGUGAGAUGGGUCCUGGGCCUCCAAUUGGGCUCUCAAGCACAGUAUAAUCAGCACUGGUUGCCACUUAACUGCAUUUGUAGCUUGUGUAGCAUUCACAAAAGCAAGGCUUUCUCUUUGGCAGACAGGCUGGAGAAAUGCUCUCUGAGUUGUGUCUGCUGUGUUUCCAGGCCUGAGAGCCUGCCAGUGCUCAUAUGGGACCCUCUUCCUGGCAGAGAUCCUAUCCGUUUAGAAUCAGAAUGCCAAAGAGAAGCAGGCUGUUUUCAUGACCUUGCCCUCUCCUCUCCCAUUUUUCACAAAACUAUUGGCCAAAUCCAAACCACUGCUCUCUUCCUUUCACAUCUGCCCUCAGAUCUUGCCUCUGAAGGGAAAGCACUAUGGAAGAAAGGAGUGGCAGGAUUCAGAGAAACUUUAAGUAACAAAGUUAAAAUGCAGUCAUCCGUGGCCAGUCAUACCAGCAAUCACACUUCCUGGGUAAUUCUUCACUCACCCCACAAAGCCUUCUCUUUGCAGACCAAAAGCUGGAAGGAAAGUUACUUUCAGAGUUUGUCUUUACAACUGCACAUGUGUUACUUUCCUUCCAAAGGGCACUUUAUAAAUCAAUAUGAAUAUUUAGCAACAAAGAGAACUCUCCUUGCUUUUGGUUCCUACCUUAAGCACAAAGUGGCUCUGGAGCCAGACUGCCUGGGUUCAAAUCUCAGUUUUGUCACUAACUAGUUAUAUGACCUUGGCCAAGUCAUUUCACCUCCAAGUUCCCAUUCGCACAUUAGUGAAAUGAAGACAAUACCAACACAUCAUAGAAUUACUGGUUCGAGUGGAACAAGAUUAUACGUGAAAACAAUUGCAAGACCUGACACAUAGUAAGUGCCCUACAAAUGGGAUGCUUCCCCCACUGACCCUUCCCAGUGGGAUGCAGCAGAACACUGCAACAUGGGGAAACACGCCACCUUGGCAGUGGCACUGUGGCUUCCCAAGCAGAGGGAAGAAGUCUAAGGACCAAAUAUAUUCCCACACUGAGCAGAAAUAGGGGCAGGGGCUGUGGCUCAGUAAGUGGCUCCCCAGGGGCCCCCUUGUCCUGUGGAAUGUAGGCCAGGCCAUAUAGCUUCCUUGAGCAAUUGGUAAAAACAUUUUCCUAGCAUUAAAGUGGUUUCCAUAACAACUUUUUUGUCCUGGCUCCUUAACAGUUGGUACCUAGCAUGCACCGAAGAUCAACACUGCUAUCCUAUGGGGCUUGUUAUGCGUGAGUGGAUUAGCGGGGGUAGGAGUGUCCUUAUUUAGUGAAAGGUCUAGACAUUCAGGAAAUUCUGUCCUUGGGCUGGGCUGGAGGUGCCAAAGGAACCACAGGCCUCACCAAAGCUUCACCUCAUCAGGUCAGAGAGCAAAACUGCCUGGGAGACUGGACCUAUCUUUUAAAACCUACCUCUUUAAUGUUACCCCACAGAAAAGAAUUUGCUGUUAGAGGGUAAGGACAGGAUGUCACAGGACAUUAGUGGAUCUGUUUGGCCUGUGACAAGUGUCCUCAGGCCUCUCAUGGCUCAGGGGCUGCUUAUACUUCCACUGUAUCAUUUGGAAAAUGGAGAGCCCCCCUGCCAUCCUCUAAUGCUGUCACUAAGGAGCUGACUUCACAGACUAGGGCUGUUUCCUUCUGCAUCCUCCUCCUCCAGGUCACUGGUGACACUGGGGAGACAUUCUUUGGCAACACUGCUGACUUUUAAAACCAAAGCAGUUUUCUGAACUUGCCUUGAGCCUACAAGGAAACACCCAAGGUUCUAAUGCCAGCUCUGCCACUUGGCUGCUGUGUGACCCUGAGCAAGUCUUAACCACUCAGCGUGAGCUUUCUCAGCUACACAAAAGGGUACUAAGACUUACGUCCCAGGGCCUUGACAGAAAACUAAAUGACAAAGUAGAUAAAAGUACCUACCACUCAGUGAUACCUGAAUCUGAGUUUAGGCCAACUACCCUGUUGCAGUUACCCACAGGGACUGAGGGAAUACAGCUGCCAACCGUGAGGCCAAGGGAACACCUGUGUAGAAGCCCUGACUUAGCUGUGCAGAAAUCUGUGCCUCUCCCGUGACUGGCUACUCACCCAGGCUGAGCCAGAGAAAGCUGUGGUUGCACCAGGAGGUCAUGUGUUCCUUCAGCACAUAUUUACACCAGACCCUGAUCUAAGCGCAAGGGCUGCAAGGGGUAAUAAAGCAACUUCUGCUCUCAGGAGGCUCAGCAAGGUACCAGAUACCAGUGCGGCAAGUGUUGUAAAGAGGGUGAUCCUGGGUACUGUGGGAGCCCACAGCAGGAACACCUCACCUCCCGGGGCUCAGGGGCCAGCAGUGCUCAGGGACAGGAAAAGGCAAACAGGCCAAGGGAAAAGCUUGGACAAAGGCUCAGGGCCAAGAGAAUGGGGGCGUGAGACCGCAGGCAGCCACCAGUUCUGUCACACAGAGGAAGGAAGCAGAGAGACGAGGCUAGAGAGACUGGCCAGGGCCAGAUCCCACGCGCCUCUCAGCCAUACGUGGCAUACUGCUCCUGGCUUCCCCACAAGUGGCUCUGUGAUGUUACAGAAGCUGUGUUUUCCUGGAACCCGAGAAUGGCCAUCUCUUCCCUGCCCACCUCCCAGGGAGGCUUAGACAAUACAAGAGCUAAGGAGCUGUUGGGAUACUGCUUUGGAGAAAAGCAGGAACACACACUGGGGUCCAGGCAGAAAUGACUUUACAGUGAUCUGUGAAACUCACCGGGCUCCUGCUCCAUCCACACUGUGCAGUGAAGUGAGACGCACCCCUUGUGCAUCCUGCAGCAAGAGGACUAUGCCAGUG
Hippopotamus amphibius kiboko is the source of this 5332-nucleotide messenger RNA. RefSeq names its product OTU deubiquitinase, ubiquitin aldehyde binding 2 (gene OTUB2). The transcript is spliced from 6 exons. Lineage: Eukaryota; Metazoa; Chordata; Mammalia; Artiodactyla; Hippopotamidae. Gene Ontology annotation, biological process: negative regulation of double-strand break repair; protein K48-linked deubiquitination. Gene Ontology annotation, molecular function: ubiquitin binding; cysteine-type deubiquitinase activity. The record is from RefSeq and is a predicted model, not a curated record. Bases 178 to 882 code for a protein of 234 amino acids. Gene Ontology annotation, cellular component: nucleus.